This is a messenger RNA of Notodromas monacha, 317 nucleotides long. NCBI's taxonomy places the organism in Eukaryota, Metazoa, Arthropoda, Ostracoda, Podocopida, Cyprididae. The record is from the annotation of a GenBank genome assembly.
UUUUCCGUUUUGGAAGUGAUCAUGUCAUGCAGAUCGUGUUGAGUCGUUUAUUCGCGCAAUCGUUGGGCAGCACUUUGCCUCGACAUUUCAUCAAGUGCCGCCGUGUUCCUAAUGUGUUGCCUGUGAUUUUGAGUCGGCGUGAAAUCGUCAGAGGGAACAAUCCAUGUGAAAUGGAUGUCGAAAAAGUUGAACGUCAAAAAAGGGAAUUCGAAUUGCUGAAAUUGAAAGACCGACGCAAGAAAUAUUCCUGUGGUGAUGGGUUCGUCUGCCUAGAGCAGAUUCAAACCUGGAAAGAAUACUUCCAGAACCGUCGUGAU